ACUCGGGUUAUCACUCCACUUAUGCUGAGCUCUGUCUUCCCCCCUCCCUCUCUUUGCCUAACGCUCUCACCCACUUUCACAGAAUCAUGGCCGACAGAAACAGCCGGUUCACCGUUAAGAAGAAAGAGACCAAGGUGGAAAACAAAGCAAGUGACGACAAGGGGAAGGAGAAAGCCGUGAAAAAGCCCGACAAAGUUGUGAAAAAGCCAGAGAAGACCCCUGAGCAGCCCAAUGCGGGGGAGGAGAAGAGGAAUGGGGCAACAGGAGGGGCGACAGGAGCGGAGGCGAGCAACAGUGAAGAAAAUGGAGAAUUUCAGCCCAUAGAGCUGCCACCGUUUGAGAUUGUCACAGGGGAACAGAUGAGCCCGUUCUACUUCAAGUUCCAGUUCAGAAACGUGGAAUACUCAUCAGGGAGGAACAAGACCCUGCUGUGCUUUAGAGUGGAUACGCCAGGAGGCAGCACAGAGCCUCUGAAAGGCUACAUGGAGGAUGAACAUGCCACAGCUCAUGCUGAAGAGGCCUUCUUUCAACAGGUGCUCCCUAAUGCCUCCCAAGAGUAUGACAUCACAUGGUACGUAUCAUCCAGUCCCUGUGUGUCCUGCGCAGCCAAGUUGGCCAACAUCCUCAAGCAGCGCAAAAAGGUCCGUCUCUGCAUAUUCUGCUCCCGUCUCUUUGAAUGGGAGGAGCCGGAGAUAGUCGAAGGGCUCCGGGCUCUGGCGAGCGCUGGCUGCAAGCUGCGGAUGAUGAAGCCGUGUGACUUCCAACAUGUUUGGGACACGUACGUGGAGAAGGAGGACCAAAGCUUCACACCCUGGGAGGACUGUCAGGAGAACUACAUCUACUACAUGGAGAAACUGUCUGAUAUCCUCAAGUAGAUGUGAGUCAAUGGAAAACAUCUCCCCACUGAUCAGCCCACUUGUGAAAUUCCCACUGGUUCAGCGUGUUAUCUGAUGGUGCAGAUCAGUAUUAGUUUGAAUGAACACUGACGGCAACAUUUUGUAUUUUUUAUUUUGACAAUUUCAUAAGGAGACACAAAAUGCUCGAAUGGCAUUUCAGCAGCAUCACUUCCUGUAGAUAAAUAUAUCAUACAAUAUCCAAGUGGUUGCCUUUAACAGUCAUUGCUGAGCUAUUUAAACACAUUAAAUAAGCUUUGCUAUCUA
Molecule: messenger RNA, 1160 nt
Organism: Chelmon rostratus (copperband butterflyfish)
Lineage: Eukaryota; Metazoa; Chordata; Actinopteri; Chaetodontiformes; Chaetodontidae
Gene: apobec2b
Product: apolipoprotein B mRNA editing enzyme, catalytic polypeptide-like 2b
Exons: 4
Coding region: 87-875 (262 amino acids)
Biological process (GO): cytidine to uridine editing
Cellular component (GO): nucleus; cytoplasm
Molecular function (GO): cytidine deaminase activity; RNA binding
Source: RefSeq, a predicted model, not a curated record